UUAAGGGGUAGGGAGCACCGGCUGGCAGGCGUUAAAGGAUUUCCUCCCCUCGACAUAAAAUCGUUAAAUUUACGACAAUGUCAGAACUUCAAAUGCGUGGCGAAAACGCAAAAGGUUCAAGCAAAAUUAGUUGCCAGAUCGAACAGCCAAUCACUCUAAAGUCAUCUAAUCUAUACAAAAAUGGUUAAAAAUUGAUAAUCAAUGAACAGCAAAGAGUUACAGCAUUCAGACUUUUUCAGCCAAACACUGAUCCACGUGCCAGAAGCUGAGAUGUAGACCACGCUUAGCUUCAGAUUCAGACAAAACCUUUUCAGCCCUAUAAAUACCCCACUCGGAUCCGGAGUCUGUCAGUACUUGAGUACAGUGUUCAACAGACAGACAUCAAGAUGAGAUUCAACUUCGUCCUGGCCUUUGGUCUUGCUGUCCUCGUGGCGACCGUCUAUGGUGCCUCUAAUUCAACUUCAACAGCCAGCAACUCCACUUCGGCCACUACCACCACCACCACCACGACGACUACCACAACCACGACGGUCCCCACCCCCACCGAGAGUGCUACUGACUCCUCCUCGAGCUCCGACAGCGAGGAGGUGAAGAAGCUGAGGCGCAAGCUUCGCAGGCUGAGGCGUCAGGAGAGGCGUCAGGCGAGGCGCCAGGAGAUUCGCCGGGAGAGGCAGGAAAAGCGCGCGGAGAAACGUUCGGAAAGAAGGCGCCAUCGUAGGGGUUAAACAGAUAAACUGUCGGUGUUUUUAAAUGGAACAA
Messenger RNA from Drosophila santomea, 759 nucleotides. Its product is annotated as ELMO domain-containing protein C-like. NCBI's taxonomy places the organism in Eukaryota, Metazoa, Arthropoda, Insecta, Diptera, Drosophilidae. The transcript is spliced from 2 exons. The record is from RefSeq and is a predicted model, not a curated record. The coding region runs from base 387 to 725 and encodes 112 amino acids.